Babesia bovis T2Bo is the source of this 2936-nucleotide messenger RNA. RefSeq names its product Helicase associated domain (HA2) family protein. Gene Ontology annotation, cellular component: catalytic step 2 spliceosome; intracellular anatomical structure. The transcript has 2 exons. The record is from RefSeq and is a predicted model, not a curated record. Gene Ontology annotation, molecular function: ATP binding; RNA binding. The coding region runs from base 83 to 2878 and encodes 931 amino acids. Lineage: Eukaryota; Apicomplexa; Aconoidasida; Piroplasmida; Babesiidae.
CUAAGCCAUGUAAAUCACUGCUUAUAUGUCUAAUAUGUUAUUGAAGUGUUUCCACGAACCAUAAGCGAGAUUGGUUUAUCCGAUGGGAGACCGUAAAGAAACUGACCACCCCGAAAAGCAAGAGGAUGGCGCCGUCGACAGUAAAGAUGGCCUGGAUCCGGCUGAGCUUGAGAUCUUACGUCAAGCUGAGCUUGCUUUUGAGGCUUCAAAGGGGCGAAAUAUAGAUAUGCGCAACAAUGCUGAGUAUAUGGAGCGUAUGCGUAUCGAGGCCCGUAGGCAGUACCUCGUUAACCGAGAGGUUGACCGCCUAGAACUUGCUGAACGUGCUCUUGGCGAGAAGGAAAUUUUAUACAAGGGUGUGAAGGACGAUGUCGCUCACAAGACCUUGGAAUUUGAAAAAAACACUGUGGAAUUUGCCAAGACUACAAUGGCUUCUCGCACUGCUGAUAUCAGCACUUACGUCAUGCCAGACUCGUAUGACGAGGACACAAAUCAGCGCCUUGAAGUGCUUAAGCGUCGUCAAGUGUACAAACAGUCUGAACCUGUCUUGGACGAUGGUCAAACCUGGGAAACUCAGCAGAUGAAGCUUGGUGGAUCAGCCACCGCCAAUCGCAGUGCCGUGGAUCUUGGUAGUCAUGGCUUAGCUCCUAUGCAAGUCCCCGGAAAUAUUCCAGGCCUUAUUGGUAUUGAUGGAACUAUAGAAUUCGUUGGUAGUGACUAUCAAUCUGGUGAGAUGCCUCCGGAGUUUGACACUAAAGCCAUUGGUGUUAACCCCGUGGCAGCUGUAUUUGAAACUGGCUCUGACUCAAGUGACUACGAGGAUUCAGAAUCCGACGAUGAGUUGUCCGACUCAACAGCGUCCACUAGGAAGCGUAAAACAUUUGCCGAUCGCAUUUUAGCUAAACAGCGAAGGAAGCAGCGUAAGGAACAUCGCAAGCUGCUUGAGGAGCGUUGCCGUCUCCCAAUAUACGGUUAUCGUCAUGAGCUGCUCGCAGCCGUUCGCAACCAUCCCAUAUUAGUAGUGGUUGGUGAAACUGGUAGUGGUAAGACAACGCAGAUACCACAAUAUUUGUAUGAGGUCGGUUAUGGAAAGGCUGGCAAGAUUGGUUGUACACAACCGAGGCGGGUGGCAGCAAUGUCUGUUGCAACUAGGGUAGCUCAGGAGGUAGGCACUAAACUUGGUCAAGAAGUGGGCUACAGUAUCCGUUUUGAGGAUUGUACGAGCAACCAGACUGUGGUCAAGUACAUGACUGAUGGUAUGCUAUUACGUGAAAUGAUGACUGAACCUGAUUUAUCGAGUUAUUCGGUAAUGAUGAUCGACGAGGCUCAUGAGCGCACGGUACAUACCGACAUUAUAUUCGGCCUGGUCAAGGAUCUAUGUCGCUAUCGUGAUGAUUUCAGGUUAAUAGUUGCAUCUGCUACCUUGGAGGCUGAGAAGUUUGCUCUAUAUUUUGACCAUGCUCCCAUAUUCCGCAUUCCGGGGCGUAGAUUUCCAGUGCAGAUAUACUAUACUAAGGCACCUGAAGCUAACUUCUUGGACGCGUCUGUUAUAACCGUAUUGCAGAUACAUAUAACCCAACCUUUGGGUGAUAUUUUAGUAUUUCUACCAGGACAACAGGAGAUUGAGGAGGUCCAGGAAGAACUUCAGAAUCGUCUUCGUAACCGUGGUAAGGACAUGCGUGAGCUUAUUGUCCUUCCGGUAUAUGCAACAUUGCCAAGUGAUAUGCAGGCAAAGAUAUUUGAACCUACCCCUCCCAAUGCUCGCAAGGCCAUUUUGGCCACGAACAUUGCCGAGACAUCCAUCACGCUUAACGAGAUUGUCUAUGUUAUUGACUGUGGUUUUUGCAAGAUGAAUAGCUACAGUCCCAAGACAGGUAUGGAAUCUUUGGUUACUGUACCUUGUUCCAAGGCAUCUGCUAAUCAACGCACUGGUAGAGCUGGUCGUGUUCGUCCCGGCCACUGCUUCAGGCUCUAUACAAAGUUCUCUUAUGAAAAAGAGAUGGACGAUGUGAACGACCCUGAGAUACAGAGGUCUAAUUUGGCACAUGUGGUCCUUAGCCUCAAAGCGCUUGGCAUUGACGAUUUGAUAAACUUUGAUUUCAUGGAUCCGCCAGCUCCAGAAACCCUGAUAAAGGCUUUGGAGUUGAUCUACGCACUAGGUGCGCUGAACGACAAAGGCGAGCUUACACGCACUGGCCGUCGUAUGGCUGAACUCCCUAUGGAUCCUACAUACAGCAAGAUGCUCCUGGCGUCGGAGAAGUACAAGUGUUCUAACGAAAUUAUAACUAUAUGUGCAAUGCUCGGUGUAGGGAAUAACAUUUUCUACCGCCCCAAGGACAAGCAGUUGCACGCAGAUAAUGCUCAUAAAAACUUCUUUAGAGUUGGGGGUGACCACCUGGUACUGAUGAAUGUAUACAACCAAUGGGAGGAUACGGAUUUUAGUGUAGCUUGGUGUUACGAGAAUUUUGUGCAGCACAAGUCGUUGAGGCGUGCUCGUGAUAUCCGUGAGCAGUUAGUGGAGCUAAUGAAACGUGUAGAGGUUGAAGUCAUUUCCAAUUGCAAUGACACUGACGCAAUAUUGAUGGCCGUUACCGCCGGACUUUUUACUCAAGCUGCAGUUAGAAGCGGGCCUAAGAACAAUGCGUCAUACCGCACUCUAAAGAAUCCGCAGAACGUCGAUAUCCAUCCCCAAUCGUCUUUAUUUGACCAGGAUGCUCAAUGCGUAGUUUACACUGACCUUGUAAUGACUACAAGGCAAUAUAUGCGAAUAGUCGCCCAAAUCAGGCCGGAAUGGCUAUCACAAUUAGCUCCGCACUAUUAUUCCAGUGAUCACCCUGCGAUCCAGGGUACUAAGAAAAUGCCGAAAAUGAAGUCUUAGACCUAAUGGUCAUAACAUGGUAAAAUAGCUAAGUGAAGUAUUAUGACUAUACUCUGUG